CUGACUCUCUUGACAGGAGAGCUGGGAGCGAGGGGUGGCACGAGGCUCCCACCAGUCGUGUUUUGCAAUGCCGAACCCAUGAGGUCAUCCACUUCCCGCUCACAAUGCGGCCUGUAUGCGGAAAGCAGAGGGGCUCCAUGCACAGUGUACAGGGGGGGAAAUGAGAAGUGAAUACAGCAUAGAUACAGCAUGGGACUCAAACAGACCUUUGUCAGAGGCUUUUGGUACGGUAGGUAGAGAUGGUUCAAGAGAGAAAAUGAAAACAACCUCAUGAACAACAAGAAACUUUUUGGGAAGUUUGAAAGUUCUUAUGUGGAGUUUUUUUUGCCUAUGAUUUGAUGCCAGACGUGUGCCUUAUCUGCGAUUCUGUAUGUCAAUGUGCUGCCCUCACUCAAAGACAAAGCAGACAACACACAGACGAUAUGUUGAUCCGCAUUCCUCAAGGCCUGAGUCUUUGUUGCGGUCUGUGGGGGAGGAAAGCGGAAUGGUGGGGAGAGGAGGAGGAAGAGGAGGAGGAGGUGAGGAGGUGGAGUUUCGUUUUUGUGUGGGAAAGGCAUCAAAGCCCCAAGAGGGGGAAAGCGAAUCCUUGUUCUAAGAAGCACUGCCGGUGAUUGCCAAGUUCCUGAGGCACAUACAAUGGCCCGCAAACAUCCAUGCACGAUGGGAACAGCACGUUCCCACCACCGAGCUCUGCCGCAUACCCUGAAUUCCCCAGCUCAGAGCAUAUUGGGCCCUGGCUUGUUAUGAUGACGCCCUUGUUAUGAUCCAGUGAGCUUACAGCUGUAGCCUUAUUACAUAUGCUUCAGGCCAAAACAGAACCGCCCCAGUGUAACCCAAGUUCAAGUCCUAAGCAGAGACUCUCUCUUUUUCUUUUUUUUCUUUUUCUCUUGGCAGAGAGGGUACAUAAUUGUAUGAAUAAUGAUUAAUGGAGCAAUGAUGAUGAUUAAUGUUUACUGCGAUCAAAGAAAUGAUUGCAUCAGCAAUAAAAAAAAGUCUUCUCUCGUUGCCAACAAGACUGUAGAAUGUCACCAGCUUUGCAAUGCUCUGCAUGCCUUUUUUAAACUGCCUUCUGUGUCUGUGUUUUUUUUAAGCAAAGUGAGGGCUCAUUUAGCUUCAAAGCGCCGGAAACACGGUGUCUGUGGUUCCUGAAUAUAGGUCACCUUCUCUCUGCUCCUUUCUCAGAUGGCGGAUCAGCUGGUGAUGGGUGAUGAGGAUGAGGAGAAUGUGACACAGAUGUAAAUAUUCAAGAAUGAGUUUAGCGCUCAGCCGUGCACCCCGAAAGACAGCGGGGAAUCGCAUGUCCAAACUCCUGGACGCAGAAGAGGAGGAUGACUUCUACAAGACUACCUAUGGUGGCUUCAAUGAUGAAUCAGGAGAUGAUGAGUAUAAAGGGGAUUUGACUGACACAGAGGACGAGGUGGACAGUGAUUUCGAUAUUGACGAGGGCGAGGAGCCGAGCAGUGAGCAAGAGGAGGAUGGGCCACGGAGGAAGACUAGGGUGGUCACCAAGGCGUAUAAGGAGCCAAUCAAGGCAGUGAAACCCAAGGUAAAGCCCAAGAGGCAAGCAGAGCCGCCCAGGAAGAUAGCCAAGGCAAAGCCUGACAAGCACAAGGCCUUCGAGCCCCAGGAGGACCUCACCAAGAACAGGAAGUCCGUGCGUCAGUCCACUACGGAGCACACGCGGCUGACGUACCUUCGGCUGCAGGAGAGGCAGAUAGCGCCGCGGCGGAGGAAAGGGGCGCGUCACGAGCGACCCCUGACCCAGGAAGAGCUGCUGGCCGAGGCCAAGAUCACGGCAGAGAUCAACCUCCGGUCGCUGGAGAACUAUGAGCGUCUGGAGGCCGAUAAGAAGAAGCAGGUCCAUAAGAAGCACCAGUGCACCGGGCCCAGCAUCCGCUACCACUCCGUACUCAUGCCCCUGCUCUCCAGCCCAGCGCUGAAGGAGGAGAACGUGGACGUCGAAGGCCUGGACCAGGACACCCAGUGUGUGGCUCCUAUCCCUUCCCAGUCCGAGCCCUCCUCCCUGGGGGGCACCCAGCAGCAGCAGCACCACCCUCCUGGAGGCAAGUGCUCCCGCACGUACAUCACCUUCAGCGAUGACGCCACCUUUCAGUCCUGCUUCCCGCGAAUGCCCCGCCCUCAGAUCCCCAUGCAGGAGGUGUGCCCCGUCACCCACAGGCCAGCGCUGUACCGCGACCCCAUCACCGACAUCCCUUACGCCAACCUGCGCGCCUUCAAGAUCAUCCGCGAGGCCUACAACAAGUACGUGACGGCCCACGGCCUGCCCAGCCCUGGCACGGGCACGGGCACGGGCACGGGCACUGGCGUGGCCACUGCCCCCACAGCCCCUGCUGUGGAGACCUUUUCCAAGGGACUGAGGCAGAGACUUACUGUUAAGCAAGGCCUGGUUACCUCUUAAGGCAAUGCUAAGACGUUGUUUUUUGUCUUUAAAGGUAGAGUAUGUAAAAUAUUUUUAUGCUGCCCUUUCACAAAUGUUUUUUCAUGAGUAUUUUGCCA
This is a messenger RNA of Engraulis encrasicolus (European anchovy), 2517 nucleotides long. It is a transcript of the gene vps72b, whose product is annotated as vacuolar protein sorting 72 homolog b. NCBI's taxonomy places the organism in Eukaryota, Metazoa, Chordata, Actinopteri, Clupeiformes, Engraulidae. The record is from RefSeq and is a predicted model, not a curated record. Gene Ontology annotation, molecular function: ATP-dependent H2AZ histone chaperone activity. Gene Ontology annotation, cellular component: nucleus. The transcript is spliced from 7 exons. Bases 1250 to 2419 code for a protein of 389 amino acids. Gene Ontology annotation, biological process: regulation of DNA-templated transcription; chromatin remodeling.